GAUUAUAUAAAAGAAAUCGCCAUAAAGAGCUAUCGGAUUACUCGGAACAACUUCAGACAAGAUGUUACUUCGCGUGUUUAAUCUAAUCAGCUUUGGUGCAUUCGGAUUGUGCAUGGCAAAGGAACAAAUGCUUCCUGUAACUACAUGCCAUCGGGAUGCGACAGAUUAUUCUACCUGCUUAAGAGACGCAAUACAAGAAGCAUGGCCACGAUUUAUUCAAGGACUUCCGGAAUUCAACUUUCCCCCCAUAGAUCCUGCGUUUUACGAUCAUCAUUAUGUCACCAUUCGUAAUGGAGUAUUAUACGUCAAUGCUCACGCAGUUAAUACUACUUUUAUCGGUUUUGCGAACGCUCGGUUUUUGGACGCAAAAGCAUAUUUUACUGACAACAUAUUCCACUUGGAAAUUGACUUUCAAACGCCACAAAUCAGCUUGGAGGGCCUACUUAACCUGAUAGGCAGUGUGGGUCCGUUCAGAGUGAAUAGCACAGGACAUUACAAACUAGUUAUCACAGACCUCAAAAUAAGAUGGGACAUAACGGGUCCUGUAGCAGACGACAGAUGGAUUCCAGAACAUUUUAUUAUAAUUCCAAGACUUAAGAAAAUGAAGGGAUAUUUCACCGGUUUCCUUGGCAGCGAAGAAUUCGAUAAACUAUUCCAAGACUUUGCAAACGAAUACUGGCCGGCGCUAUUUCGAGCAAUAGGACCAAUUGUGAUGAAAAAUUUGGACCCGAUGUUUGUCGAAAUGAUUACUCCCUUAUUUUCGAACGUUUCCUUCUCAAAAAUAUUUCCAAAAUAACCUUCAGAAAUUUAUUAAACAUGAAGAAAUGGCAGGCUGCGUAGGAUCUCUAAAAUCAUAUUCAACUUCAUAUAUAUAUAAUAAAUGGAAAAUAAUUUCAUUAUAAUAUUUAGCACAUGAAAGAAAAUUAGUUCUCUCAUAAUGUUUUAUUUCUAUAGUAAAUUCAUAUGUAAAACAUAUAUGUUUUCUGAAUUCGUAACAUAUCCUGUUGUAUAUGGUAUAUUUUUCAAGAAAUUGUAGACAAGAAAUAAAAAUUGAAAACUUUAGUUCUCGGUUAUGAAGGGCAACAAAGUGUUGCAACAAAGUGUUGUUGUUGUCCUUCAUUGCACACAUUAACAAGACUUUAUUAUUACAAUGUACAAAAAUAUACUGAAUAAAUAAUUUUAUAAUCGGA
Ooceraea biroi (clonal raider ant) is the source of this 1190-nucleotide messenger RNA. RefSeq lists its product as uncharacterized. Lineage: Eukaryota; Metazoa; Arthropoda; Insecta; Hymenoptera; Formicidae. The record is from RefSeq and is a predicted model, not a curated record. Gene Ontology annotation, biological process: multicellular organismal reproductive process.